Molecule: messenger RNA, 5341 nt
Organism: Chiloscyllium plagiosum (whitespotted bambooshark)
Lineage: Eukaryota; Metazoa; Chordata; Chondrichthyes; Orectolobiformes; Hemiscylliidae
Source: RefSeq, a predicted model, not a curated record
CGCUCGAUACAAAACACGGGCUUUGUCACUUCAAAUGGUCACAUUGAAAGGAACUCAAUAUGGAAUGUAUUUACAGCGUAGAAGGUCUCGGUAUCGCUUCGGAGCAGCUUUCCAAAUGUAACGUUGGAACAUUAUAACCUGGACACUGCUCUAUUUCUCUAUUUCCGAGAGCCAGCCCUGACCAGAGCCAGAGAGCAAGCUGCUCAGUUCUGGUCACUGCGCCUUACCGGGAAGAAAUGUUGGAGGUCAAAGCGCUCACAAGGAACAAGGUUCACCCUCCACACACACGCGGAGAGGGCUGGCUCGAACCCGCAGUUAAACUGUAACGGGCAUCUUUUGAAGAGAUGGGUCUUCAUAGAGCCACAAAGAUAAUAAGUUGAAUAAUCUGAACUCAAUAGUGCCAGCCAUUGAGACAACUAAAGGGAGAACAGGGGAAUCAUAUUUAAAUUGGCCAAAUUACCUUUUGUGACGGAGAUGACUACAGGACCCUUCAGCCCGAGUCAGCAGGGCACGUUUGGACAGCACAGCCCGGGCGCCGGCGGAAGGACAUGCCUCCCAGUCCUCGCUUCUUCAAGCUGUGAUCGCCCCAUUCAUGCAAACAGGCAAGGGUCUACUGCAGGUCAUGCUGAAGCAGGGGAAGCAAUGGAAGUCGAUGUGCAAGGGGCUCGUCCUGGGGACUCUGCUCACCACCUGCAUGAUCCUACUGUACUCAUACGCGGCACCUCCUCACCAGCUCAGCCUGCAGGAAAUUCCUGUUCCUUAUUCCUGCUCUUAUAAACCUGCGCAUGUCAGGAAUGUCCCCCGGAUGAAUGGCUCCCAUUUCACCUCAGAGUUGAGCAAAGCCUGCACCCCGAAAGAAGAUAUCAUGUUCAUGAAGACACACAAGACUGCUAGUAGCACUAUUCUCAACAUCCUCUUCCGCUUUGGGCAGAAACACCGCCUGAAAUUUGCUUUUCCCAAUGGCAGGAAUGAUUUUUAUUACCCAUCAUACUUUGAUAGGAGUCAGGUGAAGGAUUACAGGCCGGGCAUGUGUUUCAACAUUGUCUGUAAUCAUAUGCGAUUUAACUUCGAAGAGGUCCACAAGCUACUCCCUGAAGACACUAUUUAUUUCACCAUUCUCAGGAACCCUGCACAUUUAUUUGAGUCGUCUUUUCAUUACUUUGGUAGCGUGAUCCCAUUUACCUGGAAAAUAAGCGGAGAGGACAAACUGGCUGAAUUCCUCAGGGAACCCAACCGAUAUUAUGACCCAAGUGGUUUUAACUCCCAUUACUUGAAAAAUUUGCUAUUUUUUGACUUUGGCUAUGAUAAUAACUUGGAUAUCAAUGACCCCAAAGUAAAGAAGCAUAUUAAAACUAUUGAUGAAAGAUUCCAACUGGUGAUGCUCCUCGAACAUUUUGAUGAAUCACUUAUUCUUUUGAAGGAUGUGAUGUGCUGGGACCUGGAUGAUAUUUUAUAUUUCAAAUUAAAUGUACGAAAAGACUCCACUGUAUCAAGAAUGACUGGAGACUUAUAUGAGAAGGCAACAAACUGGAACAAAAUUGAUUCCAUGUUGUACCAAUACUUCAAUGCUACUUUCUGGAAAAAAGUGGAAACAUAUGGGUUUGAACGCAUGGAGCGUGAUGUGGAAGAAUUGCGCAGGCGCAAUGAUAACAUGCAGUCAAUUUGCAUUGAUGGUGGGCGCCCAGUGGAUGCAAAUGCCAUUCAGGAGGCAUCAUUAAAGCCGUGGCAACCACUUGGUGAACGCUCAAUCAUGGGCUACAACCUGAAAAAGAACAUUAGCAGAAAGCACAAGAAGCUCUGCAGGAAAAUGCUCACCCCUGAGCUACAAUAUCUGAGUGAAUUGGGAGUUAACCUGUGGAUAACAAAAUUAUGGUCCUAUAUCAGGGAUUUGUUAAAAUGGUAGUUGGCCAGCUUUGAAAUGUGACGGGUUUCAUAUUCACAACCCUGUCAUUAUGGCAGCUACGGGGAAUAGCAGAACUUAAUUAUUGCCACAGAGUACUCGACCUUUGGCACUGCGUUGGUGCCAUUCUCGAUUGCCCGUUGUUGCAUGGCAAUCAUUCACAUAUGUAAUAUAGAGUUAUCCUGGGGUAUAGUUCAAUGUUUUGCUUUGUUCUUCAAAUUCCCGUUCGUAAAAUUGUCAUUAACUUGGAACUAUAUGCCCUACAACACAAAGUUCUGCAAAAAAAGCUAAUCCCAACUUCCAACUGCAAUUAUGAUUUUUUUUGAAGGAUCACAUAUGAAACAACUGUGAAUUAUAAGUAGGAUCAGAGGAGUCAGAACCGUGACCAAGUGCUGAGGGAUCUCUGAUCAAUGCCACCAUGUGGCCUUGUGAACUAUUCCUGAAAGGCAGCAAUUGAUUGCCUACUUGAUGCUUGUCAAAUAAUAUAUGACCUACAUUAUGAAUUUGUUAUGCAGUAUAUUUACAAGGAAAGUCCUACUCACACUUAGAAUACAGAAUGUACUUUUAAAAAAAAAACUAGUCUUAACUUUAAGAAAAUCACACCUGCUUUUCAAUAUACUAUUACAAACAAAACCAUGUUUUUAAAUAGUUUCUGUGCAUGAUCAUACCAAUGGCAAUUCUAUGUCAUUUCCAGGGUAGGAAUCCUGUGCAAUAUUACAACAGUAAGAUCAUUUUUCGUCACUAUGAAGUUCUCACAAUUUGACUGAACAAAAUGCAAGCUGAUGAAUGUAUAGUCCUUUAAAUAAAAUUUGUUUUUAAAUAUAUAUCCCAUUCAAUUGUAAAACUCUAAGUAAUAAUACGUUAUGCUGAAUGUUAUUUUUAUGCAAUUUGGUUUGGUGGGAACAUUCAGAAUUGGCUGCAUCUCAUUAUAAUACAAAAUGGUUGCUUCUUAACUUAAAUGCUGCACUGAGAGCAAGAUGUACUUAAAUUCUAUGUAAUUAAAUCUUUCAGAUUUUCUAGAUGGUUGGUAAUGGAAAGUUGGCUUAAUAUUUGGAGUAAAUUGUCUUUUGAGCCUGUUGAUGGUAACACUCAUUAAUGUACGACAGGAGGGACCUUAUUACUAAUUGUUUCCAGCCUGCUCAUAUACAAACAUUUAGCAAAUAGGCAGAAUUUACUUUAAUUUUUGCUUUAUCCUUAUGAUAAGUUAUCAGUCUGAAAAACAACAACAACCUCCAUUUCCAUAUUGUGUCUUUAACCAGUAAGACAUUCUAAGCACCACUCUUCAUAGGAGCAUACUCAGAUGAAAUUUUAGGCAUAUUAGCAGAGGCCAGCCUAAUGUAAAAGUGAAUUUUCUAGCCAGCAGGAAAGAAAUCAACAGGCAUGAUUAGAAAUGAGUUAAGCACAUUUUUACGGCAGCACAUUGAGAGAGAUCUUUGUAGCCUAUCCAGUACAGAAUAAGAUGCAUGAUGACAUAAAGAAAAGAAUAAUUUAGCUAUACAUUUAUUGAACAAGUUUAAAUCAUUAAUCAAGUAAUUUGAGCUCUCUGAGUGCUGUGAACAUAUACAGGCAGUUAUUGCAACUGUACUGAAUUGCUUUCUGUUUCUGUAUUGACCACUCAGUUAUUUAUCUUUUAUUCAAAGACAAAGUUAGUAAUUAUUUGUAUAUAACAAUUGUGGUGAAAAUGAGAACACUGUUGAAAUUAAUAUCAUUAGUGAUGUGACAGUUGAUUUAAAGUCAUUAAAAGCUUUCACACAAUCAAUGGACCUGAUGAAAGCUUGACCUCAACCCGUAUCUAAUUAUUCAUUGUCAUAAACACAGACCACCCAAAAAUGUCUCAAGUUCAGUUGUGGCUCCUGGACUGUGGAUUCAUUUAAGGGAGAGAAUAUUAAAUUCAUUUACUUGUGUUUUGGGCUGCCACUUGUGUCUCUCUGGUCAGAAUUUGUUACUCCCAUUAUAUCAACAGAUUUCCCUAAUCUUGACGUAAGCAAUCUCGCUCUUUUAAUAGUGCAGUAUUUAAACAUUAAGACAAGUGGAACAUAACAAGAAGAGGUGGAAUUAUGUAGAUUUGGAGGCAAAUCGUCAACAUUUCCAUAUGAUUAGGGAGCCAAAAAUAUGGACUUUUUUAUUUUGAUACUGAAAAUCAUAAGUUGCAUUUAUAAUUUUCAUAAAUAAUAUAGUACAUUAUCUUUGUAAAAAUAUAAAUAUAUGGUGCUAAUCAAUGAAAACUACUAUCUGUUCAAAAGUUAGAUUAUGUAAAUAUGUUCUACACUGGAAUCUCAUUUAAUUAAUACACGGAGAAGACGAUAUACUGUUGUAGUUGAUGGCUGCAAUGCGGUCUUAAAAUGUAAUGGCUGUACUGUACGGAGGUGAUCCAUAAUUAAAUAAGUGUGACAAGGAAAAAAAAUCCCUUCAUAUGAUCACAGUGGAUCACAAAAGCACUAAGUGCCUUUCUACAAAUAUAUUACACACACAUAAUAUACAUACAUGUUAUAUACAGCUACAAUUGAAUCACAAAACAUUAUAGUCAUUUAAGGAGUUCAAUGUGCUCUACGUGUAUCACUACAUUGCAGCUUUUGAUACUAAAAAUCAUUUUCACAAAGAGCUAACGUUCAAGAUUAUGUUUUGUCCCACCUGAUUUGUUUUGACAGAAGAUACUGCAAUUGAGAAGCUUUUUUGACAGGAUCCUUUUAAGCAGUUAAAAAUGCAGACACACAGUAGAACUGACUUGCAAGAAGAUAAGGAUUGCAUGUGAUUGAGGGCCAAGAACAGUUGACAGUUGUAUUGUGUUUGGAUGGCUUAUUUUUGUCAGUGAUUCAAUUUUUACUUACCCUUGCAUUACCAUUCCCACAUUUGGUGUUCAGUUCAUCGAAAUAGUAAAUGUGUCCACUGUUUUCUUUUAAAUGUGUUACUACAUAAUUGAAUAUUUUCACAUCAAAUUUCACAUUCUAUUCUUAUGCGUUUAAAAUAUUUCACUUAACAUUGCAGUAGGAUAACAAACUGCAAGCAAGUUUGCAUUUGCAGCUGUUUGGGGAAUUUGAAUUGGUGAAUGGUAACCAGAUCUGAAAAUGUAGCUAAUCUGCAGAUCCCUACCAAUGUCAUAAAGAGAAAGGAAAAGAGAGGGUGGAGUUUUUGUCAUGGCCUUAGCUAGCUUUUAAGUGUCCAACACUGCCACAUAUAAACCUUGACAAAGCUCUAUUUAACACUCAGCAAACUUAUUGCAUCAAUGGGCUUUUCAAACAACACAAUCAGUUUAGUGAUUUUUCCAACAACAACAACAGAAAUUGCUGGAAAAGCUCAUCAGGUCUGACAGCAUCUAUGGAGAGAAAUCAGAGCUAAUGUGCUAUUCUUUAAGAACAGCUAGUAUGCAUUUCAAAAAAAAAUUAUCGAUGCCUUCAAAUGAAGUUUUUGACACAUCAUAUUGUUUAUUAUCACAAAUAUUUA